AUGGCGGGAACUCUUCCUCCAGCGACCUACUCCACGGAUCCCACGCUUUACCUGUAUACCUCUCUGACAGCUGGCUCUUCACAUAUCAUCACCGCAACGUCUAGACUGGAAACGAUUCUAAAGGCGAACAAGAUCCCAUUCAGAGCGAUUGAUGUUGCUACAGAUGAUAAAGCUCGCAUGACAUGGGGCAUGAGAUCGAAGGGCCGGAAGCUACCUGGCCUAGUUAGAUACGGUGCCAUAGUCGGAGUUAGUACAGCCUUCACACACACACACACACUCUCUCUCUCUCUCUUCCCUUCCCUCUCUACCUUUACUUUCUCUACACCUCCUGAUUUAGAACAAAUCGAAGAGUGGAAUGAAUACGGCGAAUUGAAAGCACAGAUAGCUGCAACCCUGUCAGAGUCGGAUGCUUCAAAAUCAGAACCGCAGCCGGUGGCUGUAUCGCCCGUGGCGGCAUUGCCCAAAACCACAUCCUCAGCGCCCCAUAUAAGAAUAGGAGAUACCCCUUCAAGAACUCCGUCUGGUGAACUGCAGGGCGAAAAUAUGACGUCUGCACUUCGACAGGCGAGCGAGGAGGCUGCGGCGAAGGCCAAGGAUAAUAUGCGGGCGCGACUGGGAUUAAAGCCACAAUCACCUUUACAAAAAUCGGACGAGCAGAAACCCGAGGGCCAGAAAUCGGAAAAGGGGAAACUAGAAGAGAAGAAGUCAGAGGCGAAGAAACCAGAGGAGACGAAACUGGAAGCCAAGGUAUCAGAGGAGAAAAAGGCAGAAAAUAAGGAAGUAGGGGAGCAGAAGGCAGAAAAAGAGAAACCAGAUGAGCUAAAGACAGAGAGGCAGCAAGCCAAGGGAGACAACGAAGAGAAACCUCAAGAAGGCGACGAGGAGGUUGUGAAGCAGGCUGUAGGAUCUGGGGCGACACAGCAGCCAACGAAGACAGAAGAGCAGCCGCUGACCAAAACGCUGCCGGUCAGGGGUGCGGGAGGAACGGAUGAAGCCGAAGUGAAAUCGACUGGCGACUCGAAACCGGAGAAGCCAAAGGACGAGGGAGAGGCAAAGGCGGCCAGCUCGACUGAAACCAAGGAAGCAAAGGAUGCAUCGGGCCUGGAGAAAGAGGCGGCAUGA
Messenger RNA from Arthroderma uncinatum, 1122 nucleotides. RefSeq lists its product as uncharacterized. The record is from RefSeq and is a predicted model, not a curated record. The coding region runs from base 1 to 1122 and encodes 373 amino acids. Lineage: Eukaryota; Fungi; Ascomycota; Eurotiomycetes; Onygenales; Arthrodermataceae. The transcript has 2 exons. Gene Ontology annotation, cellular component: cytoplasm.